UUUUCUUCUUCAGAAUACUAGUACUAUAUACGCCAGUAGUUGUUCUGGGAGCAGCUUUAAAUAAUGGAUAUUUCUUCCUCUCAUUUCUUCAAUUCACAGUUAGUGUUUUUCAAGUGUCAUUUUCUUUAGUUUCACACAUUCAUUCUUGGUUCAUAUUGAUCUAUUCAAAACACAACUACAACUCCAACUAUAGUUCUUGGUUUUAGAGCAAAAACAAAAACAAAACCAAUCAAUACAUCCUCAGUGAAAAAUAAGUAAGUCAAAGAGAGAGAGGGUUUGCAAUGUCAUCACAGGAUACAACUGAGGACAUAAAUAAGGUAGAGUACUGGAGAUGGACUGAAGAACAGGGUAUAGAGCUUGGGUCUAUAGAAAAACCAGAGAAAAAUUUACAAACAGUAGAAGAAGGAGAAGCACAAGUGAGUGAAAAACAAGUAGUAAUGGAGGAGAAGAUGAGUAAUAGUAAUGAUAAUAAAGAAAAGAAAUUGGAUGAGAGUAAUAAUAAAGAGAAUCAUACUAAGAAACAGCAACAAGUAGUUAUUGAAGAUGAGGAGAAGAAACCCAUUAAUUCUUUAGCUCCAGUUGGAUUUAAGGAAUUGUUUAGAUUUGCUGAUAAUUUGGAUUAUGUUUUAAUGGUGAUUGGUACAUUAGGUGCUAUUGUUCAUGGUUGUUCUUUACCUUUGUUCCUUAGAUUCUUUGCUGAUCUUGUUAAUUCUUUUGGUGCUAAUAUUAAUCAUAUUGACAAAAUGAUGGAUGAAGUCCUGAAGUAUGCAUUUUACUUUCUUGUUGUUGGUGCAUCAAUUUGGGCAUCCUCAUGGGCAGAGAUAUCAUGUUGGAUGUGGACUGGAGAAAGACAAUCAGCAAAAAUGAGAAUCAAAUAUUUAGAAGCAGCAUUAAACCAAGAUGUUCAAUACUUUGAUACAGAAGUUAGAACUUCUGAUGUUGUUAUUGCUAUCAAUACUGAUGCUGUACUAGUCCAAGAUGCCAUUAGUGAGAAGUUGGGAAAUUUCAUGCAUUAUAUGGCAACAUUUGUGACUGGAUUUAUAGUAGGAUUUACUGCUGUUUGGCAAUUAGCUUUACUUACACUUGGAGUAGUACCUGUAAUUGCUUUGAUUGGAGGUAUUCAUACUACUACAUUAUCCAAAUUCACUUCCAAAAGUCAAGAAUCUCUGUCUCAAGCUGGAAAUAUAAUUGAACAGACAGUGGGUCAAAUAAGAACAGUCUUCUCAUAUGUUGGUGAAUCAAGAGCAUUACAAGCUUAUUCCACUGCACUAAGGAAUUCUCAAAAAAUUGGUUAUAGAAUUGGAUUGGCUAAAGGGAUUGGUUUGGGUGCAACUUUCUUCACUGUCUUCUGUUGUUAUGCUCUUCUUUUGUGGUAUGGAGGUUAUUUAGUUCGUCACCACGAUACCAAUGGUGGUCUUGCCAUUGCUACCAUGUUUGCUGUCAUGAUUGGUGGAUUGGGAUUGGGUCAAGCAGCUCCAAGUAUGGCAGCAUUUGCUAAAGCUAAAGUAGCAGCAGCAAGAAUCUUCCAAAUUAUUGAUCACAAACCAAGUAUUGAUAAAAAUGCGGAAACGGGGCUCGAAUUAGAUUCAGUAACAGGACAUGUUGAAUUGAAAAACAUCAAUUUCUCAUACCCAUCAAGACCAGAUGUUCAAAUCCUAAACAACUUCUCAUUAAAUCUUCCGGCCGGAAAAACCAUUGCCAUAGUAGGAAGCAGUGGUUCUGGUAAAAGUACUGUUGUUUCUCUAAUCGAAAGAUUCUACGAUCCAUCUUCAGGGGAAGUAUUGGUAGAUGGGAAAGACAUAAAGACAUUGAAAUUAAGAUGGUUGAGACAACAAAUUGGACUUGUAAGCCAAGAACCAGCCUUAUUUGCAACAUCCAUCAAAGAAAACAUGCUCUUAGGUAGAACUGAUGCUAUCCAAGUUGAGAUAGAAGAAGCAGCCAGAGUUGCUAAUGCUCAUUCAUUCAUUAUCAAACUCGCCGAAGGUUAUGAUACUCAGGUAGGAGAAAGAGGGUCUCAUUUAUCUGGAGGACAGAAACAAAGGAUUGCUAUUGCCAGAGCAAUGCUUAAGAACCCAGCAAUCUUACUAUUGGAUGAAGCAACAAGUGCAUUAGAUUCGGAAUCGGAGAAGCUAGUACAAGAAGCUCUAGAUCGGUUUAUGAUUGGAAGAACGACUCUAGUCAUUGCACAUCGUCUCUCAACUAUCCGUAAAGCUGACCUUGUGGCAGUUUUGCAACAGGGAACAGUUACUGAAAUUGGUACCCAUGAUGAACUUUUCGCAAAAGGUGAAAAUGGUGUUUAUGCUAAACUCAUUAAAAUGCAAGAAAUGGCUCAUGAAACUGCUGUUAACAAUGCAAGAAAAAGUUGUGCAAGUGCAAGGCCUUCUACUGCUAGAAACUCUAUCAGCUCACCCAUAAUAACCAGGAAUUCAUCAUAUGGCCGAUCACCAUAUUCACGAAGACUAUCUGACUUUUCUACAGCAGAUUUUGUGCACUCUAUCGACGGUUCCUAUGCUAAUUAUAGACAUGAAAAGCUUCCAUUCAAAGCACAAGCAAGCUCGUUCUGGCGUCUUGCCAAGAUGAAUUCUCCUGAAUGGGCGUAUGCUCUUGUUGGCUCAGUUGGUUCUAUAGCAUGUGGUUUCAUAAGUGCCCUUUUUGCCUAUGUUCUUAGUGCAGUUCUUAGUGUCUAUUACAGCCCAGAUCAUGCUUACAUGCGCAGAGAGAUUGCAAAGUACUGUUUCGUAUUGAUUGGGGUUUCUUCCGCAGCUCUUAUCUUCAAUACAUUGCAACAUUUCUUUUGGGAUGUCGUAGGUGAGAAUCUAACGAAGCGGGUUAGAGAGAAGAUGUUGGCAGCAGUACUAAAGAAUGAGAUGGGCUGGUUUGACCUCGAAGAGAAUGAGAGUGCUAGAAUUGCAGCUAGACUUGCAAUGGAUGCCAAUAAUGUUCGAUCAGCAAUUGGUGACAGAAUUUCAGUUAUCAUGCAGAAUUCAGCUCUUAUGCUUGUUGCCUCUUUGACUGGUUUUGUAUUACAGUGGCGCCUGGCCCUUCUCCUCCUUGCCGUUUUUCCUGUUGUUGUUGCCGCUACUGUUUUGCAGAAAAUGUUCAUGAAAGGAUUUUCGGGUGAUUUGGAAGCUGCACAUGCCAAGUCCACUCAGUUAGCUGCUGAGGCAGUGGCCAAUGUCAGAACAGUUGCUGCUUUCAAUUCAGAAGAGAAAAUUGUCGGUCUCUUCUCUGCGAACCUCGAAACACCUCUGAAACGUUGCUUCUGGAAAGGACAGAUAGCUGGAAGUGGAUUUGGUGUUGCCCAGUUCUUACUGUAUGCAUCUUAUGCUCUUGGUCUAUGGUAUGCCUCCUGGCUUGUUAAGCAUGGUAUAUCCGACUUCUCAAAGACUAUCCGUGUCUUCAUGAUUCUAAUGGUGUCGGCUAAUGGUGCUGCUGAGACACUAACUCUUGCACCAGACUUCAUCAAAGGUGGUCAAGCCAUGCAAUCUGUCUUCGAUCUACUUGACCGAAAAACUGAAAUUGAACCUGAUGAUCAUGACACAACUCCAGUCCCUGACCGUUUACGUGGUGAUGUAGAACUCAAACACAUUGAUUUCACCUACCCAUCUCGCCCUGACACACUAAUAUUCAGAGAUCUGUCUCUCCGUGCUAGAGCUGGAAAAACGUUAGCACUUGUUGGUCCAAGCGGAUGCGGUAAAAGCUCAGUGAUUGCUCUAGUUCAGCGAUUCUACGAACCAGCAUCUGGUAGAGUACUGAUUGAUGGAAAAGACAUCCGCAAGUACAAUCUAAAAACAUUACGGAGACACAUCGCAAUGGUACCACAAGAACCAUGUCUAUUUGGUGACACAGUUUAUGAGAAUAUCGCUUACGGACGUGAAUCAGCAACAGAAGCCGAAAUCAUUGAAGCUGCAACAUUAGCAAAUGCACACAAGUUCAUUUCAGGGUUACCAGACGGAUACAAAACAUGGGUUGGUGAGCGAGGAGUGCAGUUAUCAGGUGGACAGAGACAAAGAAUUGCCAUUGCGCGAGCCUUUCUGAAAAAGGCUGAGAUAAUGUUACUAGACGAAGCAACAAGCGCCCUAGACGCAGAAUCAGAAAGAUGUGUGCAGGAAGCCCUGGAUAGAGCUUGUUCAGGACGAACAACAAUUGUUGUUGCACAUCGGUUAGCAACAAUUAGGCACGCAAAUGUGAUAGCUGUAAUCGAUGAUGGCAAAGUAGCUGAACAAGGGUCACAUUCACAUCUACUAAACCAUUUCCCUGACGGUUGCUACGCUCGCAUGAUACAGCUGCAGCGAUUUACGCCUAUGCAACCGAUCGGAAUGGUUUCUGGAUCGAGUUCGUCGGCACAUAUUAAAGGAGCAGACAAAGAAAGUUAGUAACAACAUAGAGUCAGUAAUGGUUUUUCCUGUCAAGUGUUUUUUGGUUUUUGAUUUUCCUUUUUCUUUUUUUGGCGGUUUUUUCUGUUAAAAAUAUAUAGUAGGGAUUUUUAUGUAAUAUAAUUUUCCAGAUUAAAAUGGACUGUUAAAUGACUAAAAUUUAGACUAAAUU
Molecule: messenger RNA, 4548 nt
Organism: Papaver somniferum (opium poppy)
Lineage: Eukaryota; Viridiplantae; Streptophyta; Magnoliopsida; Ranunculales; Papaveraceae
Product: ABC transporter B family member 1-like
Exons: 10
Coding region: 282-4376 (1364 amino acids)
Biological process (GO): transmembrane transport
Cellular component (GO): membrane
Molecular function (GO): ATP binding; ABC-type transporter activity; ATP hydrolysis activity
Source: RefSeq, a predicted model, not a curated record